Messenger RNA from Asparagus officinalis (garden asparagus), 1334 nucleotides. RefSeq names its product peroxidase 42-like. The coding region runs from base 57 to 1055 and encodes 332 amino acids. The transcript is spliced from 4 exons. Gene Ontology annotation, biological process: hydrogen peroxide catabolic process; response to oxidative stress. NCBI's taxonomy places the organism in Eukaryota, Viridiplantae, Streptophyta, Magnoliopsida, Asparagales, Asparagaceae. The record is from RefSeq and is a predicted model, not a curated record. Gene Ontology annotation, molecular function: peroxidase activity; heme binding.
UAAUCAGCUCGCACUAACUCACACUUCCCCUUGGUUAUCAUUAGUUGGAGAAAUUAAUGAGAAUGGGUUCGUCUAGCUGCCGCCGCCUCCUCUUCCUCUUCGCUCUCCUCUCCUCCUCCUCCCUAGCCUUCUCCGGUGAAGAGGAGCCCGGCCUCGUGAUGAACUUCUACAGGGACUCGUGCCCUCAGGCUGAGGACAUAAUCAGAGAGCAGGUCAAAUUGCUCUACAAGAGGCACAAGAACACCGCAUUCUCCUGGCUGCGGAACAUCUUCCACGAUUGCGCCGUGGAGUCGUGUGACGCGUCACUCCUGCUCGACUCAACGAGGAGGUCGCUCUCAGAGAAGGAGACCGACAGGAGCUUCGGGCUGAGGAAUUUUAGGUACUUGGAUACAAUUAAGGAGGCCGUGGAGCGGGAGUGCCCUGAGGUUGUGUCUUGCUCCGACAUUUUGGUGCUCUCAGCUAGAGAGGGCAUCGUUGCGCUUGGUGGGCCCCACAUUCCUCUAAAGACAGGGAGGAGGGAUGGGAGGAGGAGCAGGGCGGAGGUGCUGGAGCAAUACCUCCCGGACCACAACGAGAGCAUGUCUGUGGUGUUGGCGAAGUUUGGUGCGAUGGGCAUCGACACCCCUGGGGUUGUGGCUCUCCUCGGAGCACACAGUGUAGGCAGAACCCACUGUGUCAAGCUAGUCCACCGUCUGUACCCGGAGGUCGACCCAGAGUUGAACCCAGACCACAUCCCCCACAUGCUCAAGAAAUGCCCGGACGCGAUCCCGGACCCCAAGGCCGUCCAAUACGUCCGGAACGACCGUGGGACACCCAUGAAGCUCGACAACAACUACUACAAUAACAUCCUCGACAACAAGGGUCUUCUCCUAGUAGAUCACCAGCUGGCUCACGACUCAAGGACCAGACCGUACGUUAAGAAGAUGGCCAAGAGCCAGGAUUAUUUUUUCAAGGAGUUUUCUCGUGCGAUCACGCUCUUGUCAGAGAACAAUCCGUUGACGGGAUCGAAGGGUGAGAUCAGGAAGCAGUGCAAUGUGGCUAACAAGCAUGAUUGAGCUAGGGUUUAGUGGCACUAUGAGAAUGUGAUCAAUAAUAAGGUGGUUCCCAGUCCACUUCUGUUAGGUGCUUGUUGCUUGGUUAUUUCUAGCUGAGUUGUGGGGGUUGGGGAGUGAGGUUGGUAAUGUAUGUAAUGGACGGUUGCGGUUGGGUGAGAGUAUUAGCUGAGUUGUGGGGGUUGGCCGGGGAAUGAGGUUGGUAAUGUAUGUAACGGACGGUAGCGGGUUGUGUCGACGUGGAAAUUAAUGAUUUGUCUCUGUUGCUUUUGUUGAUGCUUA